Messenger RNA from Encephalitozoon hellem ATCC 50504, 684 nucleotides. Its product is annotated as proteasome subunit beta type-7. The transcript has a single exon. Gene Ontology annotation, cellular component: proteasome core complex. Bases 1 to 684 code for a protein of 227 amino acids. Gene Ontology annotation, molecular function: threonine-type endopeptidase activity. The record is from RefSeq and is a predicted model, not a curated record. NCBI's taxonomy places the organism in Eukaryota, Fungi, Microsporidia, Unikaryonidae.
AUGAUAGUGAAGACGGGGACAACAAUUGUAGGACUCAAAUACAAGACAGGUGUCAUACUUGCAGCAGACACAAGGUCGACACAAGGGCCCGUUGUUUCCGACAGGAACUGUGAGAAGAUCCACCGAAUUUCAGACAAGAUUAUGUGCUGCGGCGCAGGGACUGCAGCAGAUGCAGAAAGAGUAACGAGAAUGGCAUCCAAAGAGCUCCGGCUUUUCCAAAACAAGUACUUCCGCUCUCCACUUGUGUCCCACUUCAAAAAAGUGUGUGUGAGCCACCUGCACAAGUAUGGAGGAGGGAUAGGUGCGGCACUGAUAGUUGGGGGGAUAGAUGACGAGGGAUGCCAUCUAUACGACAUCCACCCUCAUGGAUCGUCUAAUCCCGUGCUGUUUACAUCUCUUGGGUCUGGGUCUCUUGCAGCCAUAGCGAUACUCGAGGGCAGAUACAGGCCAAUGGACAAGAGUGAAGCCAUUGAGCUUGCAUGCGAUGCCGUAGAGGCAGGGAUCCUGAACGAUCUGUAUUCUGGAUCCAACAUUGAUGUUUGUGUGAUUGAUUACUCUGGAGUUGAGUUUCUUAGGAACUAUAAGAAGGUCGGUGUUUCUGGAAAUACAGACACUCUGGUGUAUCCAGUGAACUCGAUUAGGAUCAAGAAGGAGGAGGUGUUUGACAUUGUCGAAGAAUAUUAA